This is a messenger RNA of Micropterus dolomieu (smallmouth bass), 832 nucleotides long. Its product is annotated as E3 ubiquitin-protein ligase RNF31-like. NCBI's taxonomy places the organism in Eukaryota, Metazoa, Chordata, Actinopteri, Centrarchiformes, Centrarchidae. Gene Ontology annotation, molecular function: K48-linked polyubiquitin modification-dependent protein binding; K63-linked polyubiquitin modification-dependent protein binding; ubiquitin protein ligase activity. Gene Ontology annotation, biological process: protein linear polyubiquitination. The transcript has 6 exons. Bases 191 to 832 code for a protein of 213 amino acids. The record is from RefSeq and is a predicted model, not a curated record. Gene Ontology annotation, cellular component: LUBAC complex.
UAAAGCUAAUUAGCUUGAGAAGCUAACUGACAGACGGCGCUGAGCUGCCGCUGGAGACACAUUAAACCUCUGAUAUGGAUAUAAAACCAAGUUAUUUACAUUAACGGCAACAUAAAGACGUCUCACCGACACACGGAUGACCUGAAAAACUGUCGAAACUCGUGAAGACGUUAACUUAAAAUAAGCAGCCAUGAGCAUCAACCCUGCUUUUGUCCAGAUGGAGGAGGUCAGGAGGAGAUUCCAGUCCCUCCUCUCCUCCUCAGGCUCGGUCCAGGAUGUGAAGGCUGAGGUCCAGACCAUGGCCAGCAUCCCCUUGCCUCUGUCGGAGAAGUACCGGCACUUUGGAGCGGAGGCCAUGCUGAGGGAGAACACGUCCGGCCACAACAGACAGGAGGUUCUGGAGUCUUUGAACAGACUGGUCAAGGCCUUGAGUAUCCUGGAGAAGUACGGCUGUAACCUGACGAGUCCCGCCAGGCCCAGAUACUGGAGGAGCGUCAAGCACAACAACCCCGUCUUCAGAACGACAGUGGACGCCGUCAUGGGAGGGCGGAGAGUCCUCUACCUGUACGGUUACACCAAUCAGCAGGUAGAUGGCCUCAGCUUCCCCGAUGAAGUCGCUGAACCAGACACUGAAAAAGUCGCUGCAGUGACGCUGGAGGUCAUGACGUUGCGCACAGAGGUGGACAUGCUUAUUAAGGGCAUCCAUCCUCACCUAGAAUACUUCAAAGAUAUCAUCCCAUUUCUCAUCCAGCAGGUCGGUACAAACAUAUCCAGUGGCUGCAAACACAAAUACCUUCUCAGAUAUGGCUUUUUCUUUGCCACUCUGCCCUGA